AUGCUUGGAGAGGACGAGGACGUGUUUGACAGUGUGACCUGGGAAUCUCCCGCGACGCCGUCCCAUGAUGCGGGCACGUCUAUGUCCGCUGGUCGAGGAUACCGGCAAAGCGCAUCCGAUAGUGACGAAGGCCGGGACCCUCAUGCUCCGAAAUGGGAGGGGUACCUCAUUACCAGCGUGAAGGAUCCUGUCAAGGAACUUGCAGAGACAAAGGAUGCUUAUGUCUCGUAUCUCGUCUCUGCGAAGACCAACCUGCCCAUCUUCUCUUCCCCAAACCCCUCCUCUCGGAGGCGGUUCCAAGAUUUCGUGUUUCUACGUGAGCACCUAGCAAGGGACUUUCCGGCAUGUGUAGUGCCGCCUCUUCCUGGCAAGCACAGGCUGGAGUAUGUGACCGGGGACAGGUUCAGUCCGGAGUUUAUGGAACGUCGCCGCCUAGGCCUGCACCGAUUCCUACAACGUCUAUCACGGCACCCACUAUUGCAGCGGAGCAAACUCCUCCGUGCAUUCUUCGAGUCGACAGAAUGGCACGUUAUAAUGCAUCAGCAUGUGGCUCACCCACCAGGGCCCGAUUCUUCAAGCGGUGUCAUUGACAGCAUCUCCGACACGCUCCUCAACGCCUUCUCGCGCGUACGCAAGCCGGACGAGCGAUUCAUGGAGAUGCGUGAAUCGGUUGACAAGUUCGAGGAGGGGAUCUCACAGUCGGAACGGCUUUGGAACCGCGUACGGAAUAGAACGAACGAUGGCGGUGCGGAACCCGGAGAAGACUUAACGGGUGAUUACCAUGACCUCGCUGUUGCGGUACAGGGUCUCGGAUUUCUGGAAACAGGCAUCACGGAUCCAUUGAACCAGUUUUCCGGCACGCUUAUGGAGUUCUCUGCCCUUCUGAGACACACGACACAAGCAACAACCGACCCUUUCCUUAUUCACCUCCAUUCCCUGCUCAGCUACUCCCAUGCGAAUCGUGCUGUGCUGAAGCUCCGAGAUCAGAAGCAGAUGGACUUUGAAGAACUCUCGAACUACCUCUCGAAUCUCACGUCUGAGCGGGACAGACUCGCAGCGGUAGUUCAAGGCCGUGCAGGUAGCACAGGCUUUGGCCUCAGCGCCUAUAUCAAAGACAAGGUGGAUGCUCUCCGAGGCGCAGAUGAUGAUAGGAGUCGGGUGGAGAGGAUGGGGAAGUUGGAUAGCAAAAUCAAAGAGCUGCAAGACGCAGUGACAACGGCACAUGAGACUUCUGACGCAUUCAGUGACGAAGUACUCCGGGAGCAAGUCAUUUUUCAAUAUGCGAAGGAAGCGGAAAUGAAGGAAAUGCUCGGAAACUUUGCGGAUGGCCAAAUUGAAUUCUACAAAGCUGCCAUGGAAGAAUGGGAUCGAAUUAUACCCGUAAUUCAGCACAUACGGGUCGAUGUAUGA
This is a messenger RNA of Laetiporus sulphureus 93-53, 1410 nucleotides long. RefSeq lists its product as uncharacterized. Gene Ontology annotation, biological process: autophagy; cytoplasm to vacuole targeting by the Cvt pathway. The transcript has 9 exons. NCBI's taxonomy places the organism in Eukaryota, Fungi, Basidiomycota, Agaricomycetes, Polyporales, Laetiporaceae. The coding region runs from base 1 to 1410 and encodes 469 amino acids. Gene Ontology annotation, cellular component: phagophore assembly site. The record is from RefSeq and is a predicted model, not a curated record. Gene Ontology annotation, molecular function: phosphatidylinositol binding.